GCCGUUAACAAGCAUUUCUGUUUCUUACAAACAGUCCCUUUAAUGAUAUUUGCUCCAUUUCUGCCCACUGCUGCUUUAAAAUCGUCAAAUAUUUUAUUCUGAAAAUAUUCUCCGGAACCACGUAGUUUCGUCUUCUUGUGCUUGACUCUCACUGAGGGAAAAGAGAAAGCAAAGAGCUCAGGCGGUGGAGGUGGAAAUGGAGAGCAAAAGCACUGGGAGGGAGAGCGAAAACGUUGAAGAGACAUGGCGUGGCAGCGACACAACAUAAGAGGACAUCAGUCCACCAAGAGGAGUCCUCUGAAGAACAGAGUCAAGGUUGAGGAGUCGAGCUAACGUUGACUGUCUGGAGGAUUUUCAUCUCGCUUUGCUUCUUCCCUCGUAAUCAGUGCGCACUACACGGUGGUGUUGCUCAGUAUAUCUGCAGAGAGAAGAAGUCUGUGCUGAACAACCCAGUCUGACAGGAUAAAAGGUAGCUCAGUAUGAGUCGAGAUGGGUGGUCAAAGAAGAGAGCCAAUGCCAGUGAUGACAAUGGUUGGGCUGAAAGGGGCGGUUACAUGGCUGCCAAAAUGUCAAAGCUGGAUGAGCAGUUUAAACUCGAUGCCCCCAGAGAGAAACAGAAAGACGGGUCAUACUCCAGCAUUUUUAGUGGAGUGUCCAUCUAUGUCAAUGGAUAUACAGAGCCAAGUGCAGAUGAGCUCCGCAGACUGAUGAUGCUGCACGGCGGCCAGUUCCACGUGUACUACUCUCGCUCCAAGACCACCCACAUCAUCACCAAUAACUUGCCCAACAACAAAAUCCAGGAGCUCAAAGGGGAAAAGAUCAUCAGGCCAGAUUGGAUCACUGACAGUGUCAAGGCUGGGCGUCUCCUGCCUUACCUACAGUACCAGCUGUACUCUAAACAGAAAGGCCCGCUCUUCCCUGGCGUGACUCUGCGCCAGACAUCAGAGAUCGCCGGACCCAGCCAUCAAAAGCUUCAUCUGCCACAGCGUAGCAUUCAGCACUCUGUACUCAACCAUGAGCAGUCCUCAUCCAGCUGCCAGAGUAACUCCAUCCCUAACCCUAACCCCAGCCACAAUCGACUUCACCAAGGCAACAUCCAACCUCAGUCCAUCCAGCAAAGCUCUGCAGUUUGCUUCAUUAACCCCCAACCAAGUCACUUAGCAUCCACUCACCUCAGUACAGAUCCCCGACACAGAAACCCUCUACACACCCACCUGCUGUCUAACCCAAGCCCCACGAAGCCCCUACAGUCUACUCUUCAAACACCUCACACUAAUCUCCAGCACCACAGAGCUAGCCAACCACAACCUCAGAACAACACUUCCGGCUGCAAGGAAGUGGAAUUAAAAAUAAACGGAUUAUUGCAGACCUCAUUGGACGAAAUGAGCCAUUCAAAAAGGAAUGACAUGCAAGAGUGUGGCAGAGGAGAUCCUCUCCCGCUGGUGGUGAAGGAAGCACAUCUGACAAAUGGACACACUCACCUUGUUAAUGGUGCCUUAAAGCCAGAGGACCUGUCCCCUGUUACAAACGAACCCUCUGUUGACAAGGAACUGCCUCAAUGCAGAGUCACGAGCUCAGAUGAUAAACCUCAGAGUCCUCCUGUACAGUUUCACACCAAACCAGACCCCUAUGAGUUCCCCCACAGUCCUCCAAAGCAAUCCGAGCAGCCUCCUGUCUUUCAGAAGCAAUCCAAUUCACACGCAGCCAAUGAGCAGAGACCCAAACCUCCACCGCCCACCUACCAGGAGGCUAUAAAAGCCACAGAAUGCCACCUAAUCCCAAAACAGCUUCAACCGUCCCGUCAAGUUGAUUCAAAUCCCGAAAAGACUCCUCUUUCACCUGCGUCUAGCUCUCUUUUACAUACUCCAAUUCGACUGAAUGGAAGUCACCACAAUGCCUUUUCAUCUGACCCCGCGUCACUAAACACAACCAACGUAACGGCCAAACCUGAUCCUCCCACUCAGAAGUCUUCAUCGCCAUCUAAGGCUUCAGCGCAGCUGCUGGCACAGACGGGCGGUUUGAUCUCUGAGUACUACUCUCACUCACGUUUACACCAGAUCUCCACGUGGAGGUCCGGCUUUUCUGAGUAUGUCAAUGAACUGCACGGCAAGCGAAAAGCAGCGGGGAGCGCCUCCUUUCCUGGGAAAGACCGACUGAGGAAAUCUGUGGCCCAGCGCUCUACAGACAGUCGAGGUACGUCAGCACCCGCAAGUGUCAAGUCUUGUAUCUUUCAUGUGGACAUGGACUGCUUCUUUGUGUCCGUGGGGAUUCGACAUCGACCAGAGCUCAAAGGGAAGCCUAUAGCUGUGACCAGUAACCGCGGUCAGGGGAGAGUGCCCCUGAGGCCUGGCGCCCAACCUCAGCUGGAGCAGCAGUACUACCAGAGGAAACAUACCCAUCCUCAGCCUGAUGAGGAUCUACACAGAACUCCUUCACAAGAGAGUCCUCCUGACUCCCACGCUAACGGAGUGGACCAGGAUGCUGCUACUCUCUCAAUGGCAGAGAUUGCAUCCUGCAGUUAUGAGGCGAGGCAGGCGGGCGUGAGGAACGGGAUGUUUUUUGGCAAAGCAAAACAGCUGUGUCCCUCGCUACAGUCCGUCCAAUAUGAUUUUGAGGCGUAUAAAGAGGUGGCUCUCACCAUGUACGAGACUCUGGCAGGUUACACCCACGACAUCGAGGCUCUGAGCUGCGAUGAAGUAUUGAUAGACGGUUCGGCCCUGCUAGCGGAGUUGGGCAUCAACCCAGAAGAUCUCGCCGGUGCGAUCAGAGCAGACAUCAAGGAGAAGACGGGAUGCUGUGCUUCAGUGGGCAUGGGGUCCAACAUCCUGUUGGCUCGGCUGGCGACCCGCAAGGCCAAGCCAGACGGGCAGCACCUCUUGAAGUCUGAAGAGGUGGAUGAUUUUAUCAGGGAGCUGCCAGUGACCAGCUUACCAGGCGUUGGGCCUGUUAUGGGCAGAAAACUGGGUGCUAUGGGUGUGAGAUCAUGUGGGGACCUCCAACAGGUGUCUCUGUCUCAGCUGCAAAAGAAGUUUGGACCCCGGACCGGACAAACCCUGUUCCGCUUCUGCAGGGGGCUGGAUGACCGGCCUGUCCGCUACGAGAAGGAGAGGAAGUCCGUCUCAGCUGAGAUGAACUACAACAUCCGCUUUACUAGGGUUGAUGAGGCAGAGUCUUUCCUGACUAACUUGUCCAUGGAGGUGCAAAAACGUUUACAAGAAGCAGGGCUGCGGGGUCGGAGAGUUACCCUCAAGGUCAUGGUUCGCAAGGUUGGAGCGCCGCUGGAACCGGCUAAAUACGGUGGUCAUGGCAUAUGUGAUAACCUAGCCAGGACUGUGAUGCUCGCUCAGUCAACUGACAGCGGUCAGCUGAUCGCCGCUGCAGUCAUCAAGCUGUUCUACGCCAUGAAGUUGCAGGUUCACGACAUGAGAGGGAUCGGCAUCCAGGUUCAGCUUCUUGACGGACAUCACUCUGUUCCCCGGGACUCCGCGGGCCCCGGGACACGCUCCAUCAAAGAGAUGUUGCUAGGCAAAGGACCAAGUGCGAAAUCCAGCAACAGAGAUGCUGCUGACAACACACAUCAGGGAAAUGCCUCCUCGACCACAGGGCCAUCAUCUGGCUCCUCUCCACAUCCUCUGUCCUCUCCUGAGCCGGUCCCAGGGACAAGCAGAGACCAGCAGGCAUGCAGACGAACUCCAAAACACUCUCGAGCACGUCUCAACUUCAGCAUUGAGAUCCCCUCCCCGUCACAGGUGGAUCGGUCCGUGUUGGAGGCGCUGCCUGCAGAGCUGAGGGAACAAGUGGAGCAGUCGUGGACUAAUCGGGAUGGAAGACCAAGUAACCGUCGAUCACCCAGUCCACAGCCAUCUGCUCCUCUGCCACAGCCUCAGUCUCUGAGGUCUCGUCCUACCUCCCCUCCUUGUCCUCCUGCUCCUGGUCCUGCACUCUACACGCCACCUGUUGGCACGUUGCUUCUGCAGAUUCCAAACCAGCCAGACAGUCCGGGAAUUGUACUGGAACUACCAAACUUUUCACAGGUUGAUCCGGAUGUAUUUGCCGCCCUUCCCAAAGAGCUCCAGGAUGAGCUGAAGUCUGCCUACAACCGCGUGACAAAUGUCCAGCAGCAGGCAAAAAUAUCAGCGGAGCAGAAGAAUCCACUGUUGCAGCUGAAACAGUCAGGACUCGGAGUCGGCAUUGGUCGGGUGAAGCGGCGCUACAAGAGAAAAAAUGCAGUGAGCCCUGUUAAAAAAGGUCCCUCCCCUCUGAAGAGGAAUCACACGACGAACAGCCCAGCCAAAACGCUACCGCCUCCUGUAAAAUCACGGGAACCAGUGAACAUAUUGAAGACUGAAAACGGUCCCUCCACAUCCACCUCAAAACCAGACAUCCAAGAGUCUCUGUCCAAAUUCAUUCCUCGCCCUGCUCCAGUGUUGGCCGGAGCCUACGACCUGACGGACAUUAAAACACUCCUACGGGAAUGGGUCACCACCAUAACAGAACCCAUGGAGGAGGACAUCCUGCAGGUGGUGAAAUACUGCACUGAUCUGAUUGAGGAUAAAGAUCUGGAGAAGUUGGAUUUGAUUAUAAAAUAUAUGAAAAGGCUCAUGCAGCAGUCAUUGGAGUCCGUUUGGAGCAUGGCGUUCGACUUCAUCGUAGACAACGUGCAGGUGGUUGUGCAGCAGGCUUAUGGUAGCACCCUGAAGGUAGCAUGAAGAAGGAGGUGAUGCUGUUUUCACCGUGUGUUACCAUUACACCACCACUCUUUUGUUUUUGCUACUUUCACAAUCUGCAAUACAAAUUAUGACGUCUAAAAUGAUGAUAUUCCUCCUUCUCAACUUCAUGUUCUCAGUGGCCUCCUGAAAGUGAGACACAAAGUAAUGACUUCAAACACACACACGCACACGCGCGCACACACACACACACACACACACACACACACACACUAUGAGAACGUUUUACAAGAGCCAUGACAGUAUUUGAUGUGUGUACAGUCCAUUAUUUUCUGUACUUGCUUUUUUUUAAGGGACAAGUGACACAAACUGAAAGGCAGGAAAUGUACUUAGAAUCUACUCACCAAAACUCAGAACCGUGAUAUUCGUAGCAGCUUUUUGCAAAUUCAUAAUUUUUCAUAUGGAUUUCUUUUCUAAAUAAAUGUAUGUGAAAUUUUAUAUAAGGAUUUUUACAGGCAGUGCUUAACUAUUUGUUAUACAAGCCAGUCCUUAUUUAAAUCUCCUUCCUGAUGAGCGUUUUCCAUCUGAAAUAGCAAUUGACUUCUACUAUGUGUUCCUAAGGUUUAAAUAAUGUCACACAGGCACAUUUGGGGCGUUUUCAUAUUGGUUACGAUUGAUUCGUACCGUGCCCAAGUACGAUUACGAGCGUUGACACUAAUCAAGCAAACUGGACCUUGGGGUCAAGUGUACUCAGAUCCAGGCCGAGGUCCCUCAUGUGAAAGCACCCUUAGGAUUCCAUUUAUGUAGUUAAAUCAGUCUAGGUUUAAAAUAAUGACUGUGGUAAACACAAUUAUCAUGUUUAAACGCAAAGCACCUUUUAUACAUUUUAGAAUCAGUUAGACUUGUAGCACUCCUCAGACAUCACACUCAAUAGAAUAUAAGCUCUUAUUUUUCAUCAUUGUUUCUUUGGUGCUCCAUGCUACUUGUACUGACCUGUGAACUAUCUCUACUACUGCUGUGUUGCAAAAAAUAAGCAAACAAAAUAUAGUUUGCUGCAUACAGUAGUAUCUUUUUUUUCUUGUCUCGCAAAAAAAGUGCCAAACCUUGUUAUUAUAGUGUGUAAAUAAUGUUUUUAAAGACACUUGUUAAAAGUUUGAAAAGAAAAGAUGUAUGUGGAGGAUUUACCUCUUGUAUUGUUUACAUGUAGUGGAUUCUUAGUAACUGUCUUUAAAUUGUAAAAUCUUUCUCGCUCUUAAAUUGUUUGUAAGUGUUUCAACACGGAAAUCUGAAGCCGGCCAAAGCACUUCAUGUGAGGUUAACUGUUGAUUCUCAGUAGCACUCUGACUUGGGAGGAUGUUGACAGGGGUUAUGGCAAUCAAUAAGUAGCCUAUGCAGUUCUUUUUUUUCACUAGCAAGUGAGAUGUCCAUUGAAGAUAAUGUAAAGUUUCAUACAGCCUUUGUAUCUGGAGUAAAUCUUUUCUAGUGUGUUUCCAGCUUAGUUACCAAUUUCACAAAUCGGAAUAUUGAAAUAAUGCUGGAUUUGCAGAGGAACCUGAUUUUUAACUCAACGUAUGUACUUGUGUACUUGACACAUUGGAGACAUUUGUACGGCUCGUGACUAUAUCAUUGUGUUUCUGUGAAGUUAACUUUUAUGAUUGGUGAUUAGAAGUACUCAGCAGAUGUGGCUGGCUGGCUUGUGAUCUCGCCAUGCAAGACAUUAUUAUGUGUGUGUGGUUGAAAAGAUUGUUUAAGGCAGUAUCCCCCUAUAUGCAAAACCAAAUUGAUCUAUCGUUUUUUUCAACUUGUUGAAAUGAAUGUAAUUCAGAAUGUGCAAGUCUCCUCUCACUUCCAAGAUGUUUGCUUCUCUUCACCUGUCAUAUCUUUCCAGAAGGGAAUGGCCACAAGUUAAAAUUGGCCAGUCUUGUCUUCUCUAAACUGGCUUGUGCCUGAAGACCUGAAGCUGUGAACUUGUUUGUAAGUUUUCUAAAUCUUGGUAAUAAACUGUAAACUCUGUAUUAA
Messenger RNA from Sebastes umbrosus (honeycomb rockfish), 6686 nucleotides. RefSeq names its product REV1 DNA directed polymerase (gene rev1). The record is from RefSeq and is a predicted model, not a curated record. Gene Ontology annotation, biological process: error-free translesion synthesis; error-prone translesion synthesis. Gene Ontology annotation, molecular function: DNA-directed DNA polymerase activity; damaged DNA binding; deoxycytidyl transferase activity. NCBI's taxonomy places the organism in Eukaryota, Metazoa, Chordata, Actinopteri, Perciformes, Sebastidae. Bases 480 to 4709 code for a protein of 1409 amino acids. The transcript is spliced from 22 exons. Gene Ontology annotation, cellular component: nucleus.